GCUGGCCAAAACUGCGCAACAACAAACGCUGCAAAAGCUCGCAUCCAAUCCCCAAUUCCAAUUGAUUUGCGAUUUGCUUGGCCACUUUCGAUUUGCCGUGGAAAUGGAAUCGAAUCGAAUUGGCAGCAGAAACUGACCCGCUGAAGAGACCCGCUGCCCCCCAUUGCUGCACUGCAUCCACAGCACGCCACGGUGAAAUCGCGGGAUCCCCAAGAAUCAGCAGUCAUGUCAACGGAAAGCAACACGCCCGUGGAUCCAAGGGUUCAGGUGGAGCUGGAGAAGCUGAACUCCGCCACGGACAACAUCAACCGCUACGAGGUGGAGCUCGAUGAGGCCAAGUGCGAGUUCAAGCGCCUGCUGGCCGAGAGCGUGGUGCGGAUCAAGGCCGCCGCCCACAAGCUGGGCAACUCCAUCGAUGCCGCCAAGCCCUACUACGAGUCCCGCAUCUAUGCCGCCCAGCUGGCCAAGGAGACGCAGCUGGCGGCCGCCAACCACGAGAAGGCCAAGUCCAUCCAUGCCGCCGCCAAGGAGAUGGUCUACCUGGCCGAGCAGGGCCUGGGCGAGAAGUCGACGCUGGACACCGCCUGCCAGGAGAUGCUCAGCCACGCCGCCAGCAAGGUCAACCAGUCCCAGCUGGAGGUCACCGACACCCGCAACGCCCUCAAGAUGUGCCAGCUGAAGCUGGAGGUGGCCAACAACCGGGUCGGCAAGCUCCAGGGCCAGCUCAAGCAGGCGCUCAGGGCCUCCAGAUUGCAGCUCAAGCGCAAUUUACUUUUGUUGAGAUAUUUUAGCAUUAUGCACGCUUUGUAUUGUACCCUCUGUUCGCCGUACUACGAGACGCGGGCGAACUACAAUGGACUGUUGAAGGCGCAGAAGACGCGGGUCAACGAGCUGGAGGCGAAGGUCAGUGCGGCGAAGCUAACGUACAACGAGGCGCUAAAGAACCUGGAGCAAAUCUCCGAGGACAUCCACCGGCAGCGCCAGCAGCGCAACAACCUGCUCAACUACGAGGCCAUGUUGCGCCAGGUGGACGUGGUGGACACGUUGUCGGCGGGCCAGGAAAGGAGCUCCCCUCAGGGUGCACCCUCGUCGCAACAGGGGUCGGAGUUGGAGGCCGAGGAGGAGGAGGAGGAGGAGGAGUACCUGCGCAUGCCGGAUCGCCUGGGCCACCACGAGUGCCCCCAUCUGCUGACCGACUUCGAGGCGGUGCUCACCUUCCCCCAGAAACUGGCCGGCGGCAUGCACAAGUCGGCCAGCACCGGUGCCGCGGAUGGGGAGGCCGGUCUGGGGCCGCUGGGCCUGCAUGCCCCCUACGAGGUGAAGUCGGGCAGCGGUUCCCUGGCCUCGGGAUCCGCUUCCGUCUCGACAUCGGCCGGCGGAGCGCCGGCGGACAACGAUAUCGAACAGUGGACGGAGAUCCGGCUAUCGCAUUCGGAUAGCACCAGUUCCAGCUACUCGAAUCAGUCGCUCCUCGAGCAGCAGGGCCUGGAGAGUACGGGCGGCAUGGCCGGCGGCCUGGGACUGGGUCUGGGGCGGAACCAUCUGGAUGCGGAUGCCCAGUCGCAGCACUCGACCUCGUCGUCCGAUGAGCCAAAGCGCAAGGUCACCUGCACGACGAUAUUCCAGGAUGACAGCAGUGCCUCCAGUGGAGGAGGCGGCGGAGGAGGAGUUGGUCAGCAAAUGAGCCGGAAGCAGAGCCUCAGCCAAUGGCUGUCCCGCUCGAAUAGCUUCAAGGGCAGCGGGCGGCGGCAGAGCCUGGACCUGCUGAUCGAUGCCGGUGACAAGGUGAAGGAUGUGUUUAGCUACGGGUUCCAGAAGGUGGGACGCAGCCUGGAGCGGCGCAACAGCGAAUCGGAGAUGGGCGGCGAUGGAUGUGGUGGAGCCGAGGGCGAGGCGCUGCUGGGCGGCGCGACGGACUCGUUGGCAGUGUCCGGCGGCGGAGGCAGUGGUGGCUCUUUCGGCGGCGUAGGAGGAGGAGAUGGAAGAGGAGGAGGUGCAUCCUCCGGUGGCGGCGGUGCCGGUGACUUUUUCCUCUUCAGCAGAUCUUCAGAGCCUAAAGAGCUACUGUCCGAUGAGCAGGUUGAGAAUUUACUAUUAAAUCACUUGGUGGAUGAGAACGGUGCCAUUAUAGUGGAAGAACUCAAAUCGCCAACAACAACCACAAGCAUGUAUCACACACACCACCAACAACAACAACAACAACAACAGCAGCAGCAACAACAAAAGCAACACCAUCAGGCACUUAAUGUGGUUGGAGCCUUGCUGUUUUGAACCGACAGCGAGAUACCCUACACUUAGAUAACACCAAAACGCCCUCACUUUCACUCACACUCAAAAAAUGCAGUGAUGGGAAAAGUACAUUUUCAACUUAAUAUUCGUAAUGUUGUUCAAAUCUAUGUUAUGUGAAAUCCAUAUAUGUUGGCAAUUCCAAAAUUUUUAAGGAAUGCGAAAUAUUAGCUUUGUUUUAUAAGUCAAAAGAUGUUUAGAUGUUUUAUAUAGAAAAAAGCAAGCCCUUUAAAUCGAAAAUUCGAAAUUUGUCAUAUUUUUUAGAAACAUCUUUCAUAAAAUUCGAAAGCGUUACGUUUUUCACUUUCGAGUGCAGGCAAAGGCAGAACCCAUCACUGCAACUAUAUUUACUAUGAAUUAUGGCAAAAUUUUACUCUAUGAGUAUUCGGGCAGCGAUCUUAACUCUUGAAUCCAAUUAGUCAAAAACGUAGCGUACAUAUCAUUAAAGACAUCAAUCCAGACGGAUCCGAUCAGCCCGCAGGAAUCUUUUAAAUCCACACCAACGCACUCAGGCACGUGUGGCAAACUAUGUUCUAAUCCUAAAUAAAAUGUGCAAUAAUUUAGUUUACUUAGAGGCAUAUACAUAAAUAAGAAAGUUACAUUUUAUGCUGUUUACAAAAAGCAAAUAACUAAAUGCUAGUCAACAAACGAAAUCAGUUUAAUAGUUUUAGUGUGUAUGAGCUAAACAUUCAGCAAGAAGAUUUACAAAAACCCACAAAAAAAAUACAUACGAUUGUACAAA
This is a messenger RNA of Drosophila suzukii, 3028 nucleotides long. RefSeq names its product keratin, type I cytoskeletal 9. Lineage: Eukaryota; Metazoa; Arthropoda; Insecta; Diptera; Drosophilidae. Gene Ontology annotation, biological process: intracellular signal transduction; negative regulation of protein tyrosine kinase activity. Gene Ontology annotation, cellular component: cytoplasm. Gene Ontology annotation, molecular function: protein kinase inhibitor activity. The record is from RefSeq and is a predicted model, not a curated record.